GUGUGGGCGCUUAUCCGAGUACGGGCAUUGAAUAUUGAGCGCUUGAGCGAUGACGCCCACAGAGACAAACAUCGACUGCGUCCCGAAGCGUUCACCACGUGCCUCCAACACACUUGUUUCACCACGAUCCUCAGCCAUAGCGCAAAGCACUCGAUGCGUGCAUUGAGCUUCAAUAUCGGCCUGAGUGGUCUACAUCCUUUUUCAUGGUUCAGGCAGACAGUCGCUCAACCGGAGCCAAACAGUAAUAGCGAGUUAUGGUGGGAGGAAUCUCUCACCGACGAAGAGAUCUAUAAGCUAUGCCAUGGUGCUCCGGAAUUGCGCAUUCUCGGCUCUUCCCAAUCCGGUCUGCAACCUCCACCUAUCUUUAUCAUAUCACCUCGAGUAAUCGUCAAAACGGGUAGCUAUACGCUUGGGGAGUUUGAAGCUCGCGCAAUGGAGAUCGUUCGCGCUCAGACGUCGAUCCCCGUUCCCAAACCAUUGCGCAUUUUCAAACGCGGUGAAACAUUCUUGCUGGCUAUGGAACACAUCCAAGGGCGCUCGCUCGACUGGUGCUGGGACGACCUCAGCCCCUGGCGGAAGUUCGUCAUCGCAUGGACGCUCCGUGGCUACAUCCGCCAGCUCAGACGCGUACGGACAGAGCAGAUCGAACGCCAAAUCCCCGGGCCGCUCACGGAUGAUCUUUCAAAGCCGCUGAAGUGCUUUGGCCCCGCAAUGGGUGCCGACUAUCAUUGCGGCCCCUUCUCAUCCGCCGCAGCGUUGUUCGAAUGGCUCAAUGGACGCUUGCGCGUCUCACAAUACAUCAGGGAGCGGAGCCUCGAUACCCCGCCGUUUGUGCAGAGAGAGCGGCUGGUCCUUGUUCAUGGGGACCUUACUCCACGAAAUGUCGUGCUGGGUGACGACGGGAAGCUAUGGUUGAUUGACUGGGGCAGCUCGGGGGUUUAUCCUCCCUGGUUCGAGGCUGGUGGUAUGCUCUUUACCGAUCCUCAGCCGAGUUGGUGGAAAUGGGUGCGGAGGUUAGUCGCAGGCUGGUAUGCCCGCGACAUGCACACUUAUGUAGCCGCGCUAUAUGGUAUGACCACUGGCUUCUUUGUUCCAGACCCGCUUGUACACAAGUACUGA
This is a messenger RNA of Postia placenta MAD-698-R-SB12, 1119 nucleotides long. RefSeq lists its product as hypothetical. Gene Ontology annotation, molecular function: protein kinase activity. The annotation marks the transcript as partial. The record is from RefSeq and is a predicted model, not a curated record. The transcript is spliced from 3 exons. Gene Ontology annotation, biological process: protein phosphorylation. NCBI's taxonomy places the organism in Eukaryota, Fungi, Basidiomycota, Agaricomycetes, Polyporales, Adustoporiaceae.